ACGAGAAAGAUCAAGAGCAGCGGAAAGAGGUUCUUUGGCUUUCCGAGUGAAAAGGGAAUACGUGACCAGUGGAUACGUAAAGUCAAUCGACGGGGAAGCCGAGCAAGCAUUCCAAACUCUGUGAUCAGUGUUGCUAAAGGCACCAAACCCGAACUUGGAUCAGCCGCUGAACCUGGACACGCUUCGACAAGCACAGCACCCCCACAGAAGGUACCAAAACUGCGAAGAGCUUUUGUUAAAAGACGAAUUGUGGAGAUGUUGCAGGAAGCAUCUUCUGCACAAGCGGUUGACAUCAACCCAACAGAUUUGGUACAUUCCAAAAGUUGUGAGACUGAAAAAGUUGCAGGGAAGAAACAGUGGAAACAGAAGCAGAGCAAAAGAUUAUCACAGGCAAAAAAGGAGAAAUUGGACAGAGCCCAAGACCAAAGAAGCCUGAACUUAGGAGCUGCCUUUCAGAGGUGGAGGGACUUCAGGCAGGAGAGAGGAUUCAAUACAGAUGCAGAAUUAGCAACAUUUCUGCUUGACUUUGUUUGUACUAAGGACACUCACACUGGCAACCAAGAUAACCUGAAGAAUCCGAAAGUUAACAAGCUGAAAGAAGAGUGCCAGCACCUGGACAACAACGACCCGAAGCUGACCCUGGUUAAGUGGCUUGUACCUGUGCUGAAGAAAGAGUCGUGGGUCAAGUCAUCCGGCCGAGGGCCCGGGGAGCAUGGCGAAAAAGGCACAAAGGAUGAUAGUGUUGAUGCGCCGCUAGAAGAUGAAGUUUUAGAUUCCCGUGGCCGCUUCAAGGAAGAGGAUGCUGAGCCAGAGGCCGAAUGGCAGCCGUACGAGGAUCAGCCGGUGUCGUACUCUGGCUACAAUGUGCCGGACUUGAGUGACAACGCAGACCUCUCCGAAAUGGCCACCGUCAACAAAAUGACCAUCAAACUUGAACCGGAUGAGGAGCAACAUGUUGACGUCAAAAAAGAAAUGAAAGAGGAGCUCAAAAUUGAGAACCCCCUGCUGCCAGUCUUUGAUGCCGGGUGGAAGACAUGCGAGACAGACCCGAAACACGGACAGGAUGGAGGCCGUCCUGCUGUGCAGGUGAAGAUGGAGUCUGAGAGAAGCGACCUAAAGCGAGCACGUGAGGAGAACGGGGGCCACAAUGAAGAUGAGCAAACCCAGAAGAAGAGGAGUAUCCCACUGGAUCGAGAUGGGCAUCAUGGUGGUGGACUUCGGUGCCAAGAUGCUGGGCAAGACCGUGAUUUUCCUCGGGGUUGCAAGGAGGAUGAGCUGAACCAGACGCUCACCAGCCUACUGACUGAAGUAGCCCAUCUCACAUUUCUCACUGACAAGUUAAGCGCUCACGUGAGAGAGAUGUGCAGGAAGCAGGUCUCCUUUUCGCUACACUCCAAAAAGUGAUUUGACAGGUGGUGUGGGACGGGAUAUAAAAACAUAAUUGUUGGAUGUAGAGACUGAAGCUGAUACUUCACACACUGGGAACGUCUGCAAGGAGGAAGAAGAGGACAUCACAUCAGGGCCUGUGAUUGAAUAACUUUUUGCUGCUACUUGGAUCAGGCUUUUAUGCUGCCGAUCAGCCGUGAGUGAACUAUGUUGAUCACUGGCUAUACCAUUCAUAUGAAUUAGCUGUAAGUGUUUCAAUUUAUGUAUGAUCAGUGGUUGAGACUACGUGAUGCGACAUGUUUGUUAGGGUUUACGUUACAGGUCCAGCACCCUUGUGCAGUGUGAAAAGGGAUGUCGACACUAGAUUCUUGGAAAAAGUUAAUCACAAUCACUUUUAUUGGUAUUGAAACCAUGUUUAAUUUCAUUUCAUUUAUUUUACAGCUUUGUCAUGAUUGAAUUAAAAAUACUAAAGUUUGAAUAUAGUUUAUGCAUGACUGUAUUGGAUUGGUUGUUUAUUGUCAAUUUUAUACUUUUUUUUUUUUUUAAACUACCUCUUGGCCAGGUCAUUAUUUUAAAUGGCAAGUUGUCAAUUCAAGUUUUCAACUUGUUCUAGCUGGUUGAAUAAACUUAACUUUCAAAAAGUUUUUUUUUUUAAUAAAAACUUUAUAUAUAGGAAACUAUUACUCUGGUCCUUGGCGACAUUUCUCGCAGUCAAGUGUUCAUAUCAACGUCGGGUGACACCCUUGAAGGACGAUCACAUCUGGCUCACAGUUCCGGGGCCUGGCUUCAAGUUCAGUUUGCAUGUUGUCCCUGUUGAUUUUCUGUAGUUUCCUUGCAGAUUCCAAAAAUAUCCUUGGUAGGUGAAUUGAAGAGUCUACAUUGCACUUAGGUGUGAAUGUGACUGAGAAUGGUUGUCGAUAUGUGCCUUGUGAUUUGCUGGCGGCCAGCUCAGGGUGUACCCUUGCCCUCGCCCAGAGUCACCUGCGACUCCAGUGAGGAUAAGCAGUAUGGAAAAUGGCUGGAUGGAUAAAAAAAAUAAGCAGUGUGAGUAUUAGCAGCGAUAAUAAGAUCAUCAGCGCACACACAAUCAAAAUAACUUUUUCAUGUUGUCUUUCUCUUGAGUACAGACAGUUAUCGGCUAGAUUUUGUUUGAAACAAUUUUCAGAUCAAUAUGCAUGUAAUAGAGUAUUCUAGUUCCUGCCUGCCUGGCUAAGUCCAUACAAUAACUUCUCCAAUUUACACACCAACCUUUCCCCUGCUUUUGACUUUUUCUUACAGCCUUCAGGCUGUUCUAAGUACACCUCGCAAUCAAUUGCUGCAUGCAGGUAUGCAGUUUUCACAGGCCUUUGAUGUAGAAUUAAAACUUUGUGCUGCCUUCUGCAUGACUAUUCGAACAGUGGUCAUGUUGGCUGAAGGUGAGAAAGUUUCCUCAUGGUCAAUGCCUUGCUCGGGUUGGAAUGAGUUGUCGAAGCUCUUGAACUUUGUGAUAUCAUUCACAAUGGGAGAUGUUGCUCCAGCGUCCACCACGAUCGCCUUCAUUUUUAUGUUGGGAGAUGUCGUCUUGCUUCUUGCUCGCUUGGCCAUGAAACACCGAUCCUGGUUAUUGAUGCCUUCUACUGAAUCUUCAACAAUUUUUCCGACUCUAUCUUCUUUUCCCUUUUUCCUGCAUAGCGAUUCAGCGUGUGUGUUGCUUCUGCAGUGUCCGCACCAAACCUUUUGAUUGCACUUGUUUCUGAUGUGUCCUUUUUGUCCACGCUUGUAACAUAUCAGACUGGCUUCUCCAUCCUUCUUGUGCGUUUUGGUGUCUCCUCUGCUUUGUGUCGAGCAAGUCUUCAUCACGCCGUCAGUACGACAAGUUGCCCUCCACUUUUGCAGACUUUUCAUCGACUCUCCGCAUUCUCUUGAAGUCCGUAAAUGUAACAUUGUCCUAAUUUUAUGUAACAUGGACAGCCAACGGCCUGAAAGAUUCUGGCAGUCCAUUCAAAGCAGUUGCUACAAGCAGCCCGUCACUCAUGUUCUCUCCUUCAUCACGGAGGGCUGAAACUAUAUUCUCGGUCCUUAUGAUGUAAGCGGCAGCCUUUGAAACAGUUCCUUGAGAACUCAUUAUAUUUAUCUUUAAUCAGCCGUGUUUAUUUUCGAUUAGGAAAAUAACGUUCGUACUCGCGCUCCACUUUGCUUAACAACAACUCUAUUGACGGAAUCGGAAAACGGAAACAACAGGUGAGCAA
Syngnathoides biaculeatus (alligator pipefish) is the source of this 3614-nucleotide messenger RNA. RefSeq lists its product as uncharacterized. The transcript is spliced from 9 exons. NCBI's taxonomy places the organism in Eukaryota, Metazoa, Chordata, Actinopteri, Syngnathiformes, Syngnathidae. Bases 256 to 1404 code for a protein of 382 amino acids. The record is from RefSeq and is a predicted model, not a curated record.